Molecule: messenger RNA, 13662 nt
Organism: Rhagoletis pomonella (apple maggot)
Lineage: Eukaryota; Metazoa; Arthropoda; Insecta; Diptera; Tephritidae
Gene: wb
Product: laminin subunit alpha-1
Exons: 20
Coding region: 1889-12478 (3529 amino acids)
Source: RefSeq, a predicted model, not a curated record
UCAACGUGAGUGGACAUAAAAACGGAAAGCGGGCGAGUAAACGCGCAUUAAAUUACAAUUAUUUUUUUGUUUUGUGUUUUUGAAAAAUAGUGAGAAAAAAUAUGAAAAUAAGUAAGGCAAUUACGCAAUGUAAGUUAUGGUGAUAAGUGCUUGUUUACGACGGGGUUAUGGUGUUAAAUGAAAAUGCGUACAUAUGUAUGUAUAACGGUGGUUUAGUAACGGGCGUAAAGAAAAUGAGGCGUGUGGUAAAAGCAAUUAAGAGAUGUGAAUAUUUUACAGUGUGAGUGUGCCAGGAGUGUUAAAAUGCCUAAUUGGUUUCCUUAAUAGAUAGAUAUUCACUUGAGAACGGAAAAUAUGGAGCUUGAAAUGAAAAAAUAAGAAAUUAAAUGCAUCAAAACAUUCGGUGCUACAAAAGCGCCGCCAUCCGUUAGCGAUAAAUCGCACAAAUAAUGAAGGCUACCAAGAGAUCGGUGUUUUCUUGGCCCUUUUUCUGAGGAUAUACGAAAAUAGAAAUUUUGUCGCCGUACGCAACUUCGUCUGCAUCGUCAGAGUCAUCGUCACGGCAAUUCGCAUCGUCUGCUUGUUCGUUUUAAUUUUGGCUGUCGCUGUCGUAGUACUCGUUGAUGCUUGCUUUACAUGUACAUACAUAUGUAUGCUAUACGAGUAUUUUCGCGAUGCUACGUGCGGCCCCGUUUCAAAUCGCACGCGACCCCUUUUGCCGCGAGCAGUCCUUCAAAAGCUGAGUACGGGGAAAAAGUAAAAACUAAAUGCAUUUUUGUUGCAAAAAAUGCUCCAGUGUGUUGCAAACAUUUCUACAUGUGCAAUUAAAGUUAAACAAGAAACGUAAUAAAAGCACUGCAGUAGCGUCUUCCAACAACAAUAGCCAGCCUGUGCAGCAAACCAAAGUGCAAUAAGAAGGUGUAAAAAUAGUUGCAAGCACAAGCACAAAUACAAUCAACACUUUUUAGCCCUUUUCAAAGUUCAUGUACGAGUAUGUCCAUAAGUGCGGCACGCGAAAGAAGUAAGCAAAAACAACAACGACGCCGUCGCGUUCAACCGGAAGUUGUUCAUACUUGCGUAUGUAAGCGUGUUUGUGCUACGCGAAGCAGUUCCGAUUCAUGUAUCGCCGCAAGAAUUGUUGUUGCGUAUUGAUUGCAAAGUGAAUGACAGCAGUUCCGUUCAUGUUAGUAAUUUACUUUGCUGUUAAUAAUAUUUGAAAUUUCAAUGGUAAUAAUUCAUAGUGCUAGUGCCAAUAGCAUUGUAAAGCGUCAGUAGAUUGCUUGUAAUUCUCGGAAAUUGGGUAACUUAUAAAUAAAAUUGCUGGCGAUGGGAAUACUAAUUUGUGAUGAGAUGCAUUAAAAAAUUUUUAAUUUCAAUAAGCGUCUCUGCGUGUGGUAAGAAAGCCGCUAGUAACUUAAAAAAUUAAAAUCUUUUAUUGCGCGUAUAAAGUUUUUAACGGAGAAAUAUGAAACAAAAAUAUUGGUUAGUUAUAAAUUGAACAAAAACUGAUUGUGCCUGCUCACAUGUGAUUCAAAAAGAAAAAACGUUUACAAAUUACAAAAAAAAAUUUAACUCAUUUUGUAACAUUAAAAAUUGUAUUCAACAGAAAAAUUAAUUGAACUCGAGUGUGUCGCCUGACGUUUGUUGCCUAAACAAAAAUGAUCGUGAAGAAAACUACAACAGAGUAUAAAUUUGUGAAGUGUAAGAAAAUAUUUAUGCUACUACAGGUGUGAAUAAUUAAGAAAAGUAAGAUAAAAAUAAAAAGGAAAUCACAAUAACACAAAUCGUGAAGUGUGAAGUAGUGAAUUUUGAAAAUCACCAUGUUCAAAUAAAAUUAAGUACGCGAAACACAACUCCCAAUAAAGUGAAGGAAACGAAAGUUUCGAAAAUGUUGCGCUCUAGACGUUCUAAGGAAAAGCCCUCCACUAUGCGUUCUGUGAAAAAACAAAUCGCUAACGAGAGAAUAAAAACUAAAAGACUUCGGUUGCCGCUUUUACUGCGCUAUCUGCAGCUCGUGAGCAUAAACUUUAUAUUCCUCACCGCCACACCCACACAUGCAGCUACAACUGCACGUACACAACUCAUGCACCAACAGCUGCGCAGCCUAUCCCCCGCGCAGCUGCUCAGAGAAUACUCCGAGACCCUAAUGCCGGCCAAUACAAGUCGAGCCGAUUUUAUCGAGUCCAGCAUCGACUCUUGGACAGCGCGCACUCUAGUUGCGGCGAAAAAGUUACAGCGGCUCGAACAGCAGCAGCAGCAACAGGCACUGCGUCAGCAACAUCGCGCACAAAAGCGCAAGAAGCAGCAGGAGGAGCAGCAGCAGCAGCAACAGCAACAGCAACAGCAACAGCAACAGCAACAGCAACAGCACUCGCAGCCAAACAAAUCACACAAGCAUGAAAAAUCGCGUAAACAACGCGAACACCACCAAACACAACAACAACGAAAGCAACAAAGACAAACACAUCAUCAAGCCACACGUCGUAAAACCAAAAGUGGUCUGGCCGUCGAGAGCAACAUAAAUAGUAAUGAAUUUGUUGCGGACAAUAUUGCGCUGGCAGAUGCCACAAAUGCUGCAGCAGUCAAGGCAACAACAUCGGCAUUCGCUGUCAACACAAACAAACGUGGCACGUCGACGCAACAGCAGAAGAAGAAAAAUGGCCGUAACGGCAACGGCAACGGCAACGGUGCGCACGGUGUUGGUGGUGGUGGUGGUGGCGGUGGCAACUACAAUGGCGGUAGUCAUAAUGGACAUGGCAUCAGAGAUGUUGGAGGUGUCGGCGGCGGUCAACGCCAGAAAUUGCACAGAAACGUUCUGCGCAUGCUCAACAGUCAAUCGGAGUCCAUGACCGGCGGCGGCCUUUUCCCGCCACUCUUCAAUGUAGCACCACGCGCACGCAUCACCGUCAAUGCCACCUGUGGUCAGAGUGGGCGUGAAGAAUAUUGCAAAUUAGUCGAUGCAUAUCCGCACAAAAAAUGGGCCACACAGUGCGGCAUUUGCAAUGGGCAAUCAUCCGAUGCAGCCAAACAGCGACCCAUUGAGGCUGUCAUCUCCAAUUCGAAUUUCGACGAACGUUGGUGGCAAUCGCCGACGCUGCAAUACGGCAGACACUAUGAAUAUGUCACCAUAACAUUGGAUUUGCAGCAGAUCUAUCAAGUAUUCUUCGUCAUGCUCAAAUCUGCGAAUUCGCCUCGACCUGCCUCCUGGGUACUGGAAAAAUCACUUGACGGCUUCACUUACGUACCGUGGCAAUAUUUUGGCCUAAGUGAUGCAGACUGUCAGCGACGUUACGGCCUAGCAGGACAAAACGGCAAAUAUGUUUUCGAGAAUGACACCGAAGUCAUUUGCACCACACAAUUCUCCAAAGCGCUGCCACUCGAAAAUGGUGAGUUGCACGUCUCGUUGCUCAAGAAUAGGCCCGGUGCUAUGGAUCAAUCCGAGGAGCUCAUGAACUUCAUAACCGCACGUUACAUACGCAUCCGCUUGCAGGGCAUGCACACGACCGCUAAUCUGGACAACAGCGUAGACUGGCUACUGGACGCACAAUCGCUUGAGAAACGUUCCUUUUACUCACUCAAACAGAUACGCGUAAGUGCGCGUCUUGAUUGCCAUGGCCAUGCAGAUAAAACCGUUGAGUUAGCGGAGAAGCGCGCCGAUGAAAUGGAAUACACACAACUCACAUCAACGCUGCAAUGCAUCUGUCAGCACAAUACCUGCGGCGCGGAUUGCGGUAAGUGCUGUGCGCUUUAUCAGGAUAAGCCCUUUCGCAAUGGCACAACGCGUGAGGCAAACGAGUGUCAGUUGUGUCAGUGCAAUGACCAUGCGGAUACGUGCAUUUACGACGCAUUUCUAGAACGUGGCAUCUGCCAGGAAUGUCAGAACAACACCGCCGGCAAUGAGUGCGAGUUCUGUAUCAGCGGUCACUUUCGCGCGCACACUGAGCCGCUGUCAACACCCUGUCAGCAGUGUGAGUGUGGCGGGCGUGGCGCAACAGGCACCUGUGAUCCAGUAAGCGGCGAGUGUCAUUGCCGUGAGGGCUUUCAAGGCGAGCGCUGUAAUGAAUGCGCCAGCGGCUACUAUGGUGACGAGUGUCACAGAUGCGAAUGCGAUGUGCGCGGCACGAUACCGGAAAGGGAAUGCGCGGGUGUGUGCAAAUGCAAAGCGCAUGUGGCUGGUGAAACCUGCAGCGAAUGCCUGCCCGGCUAUUAUGACCUUAGCGCCGAUCAGCCAGAUGGCUGCGCACCCUGUUGGUGCUCCGGUGUAGGAUUUUCCUGCAGUAGCGCUGUGCUGCAGACACUCGCUUUCGAGACGCUGAACGACUGGAAGGUGACGGAUAUGACGCGCUCACAAUUCGCUAUGCCAACGGUGGAUGCGAACACAAAUUACCUGGUCUACGGCAUGUACGACCUGAACGAGGUGGAAGCCAUUUACUGGCAGGCGCCGCAAGGCUAUCUCGGGAAUCGACUGACCAGUUAUGGUGCACGUCUCACCAUACAAGUCAACUGGGUGACUAUACGUGGCGAUACAUCGGGCAAACCCACAGCAGGACCGGAUGUGAUACUCUUCGGACGCAACGGUUUGAAAAUUGCGCAUGGAGAUGCAACGCACACGCAAGGCUCUUCGGCCACCAUCAACAUUACCCUCGACGAGGCGGGUUGGUAUCACGUGCCGCCCGCUGUGCGCGACAUAAAAACGCGACUGCGACGCACCGAAUAUCAUGGAUCGCCGGUGACGCGCGCGCAACUGCUCUCCGUUUUGGCGGCGAUAGAUGCUUUGUUGGUACGCGGCACCUACCACACAGAUCAGGUGGAGACGGCGCUCGAGCGUGUUAUCAUCUAUUCGGGUGGUUCGGAGUUGGGCGCGGCGAAGGCGAGCACGCGAGUUGAGCAAUGCGUCUGUCCCACGGGUUAUACGGGGCUUUCCUGCGAGAGCUGUGAUUUUGGCUUCAUACGGAUCUGGGAAAAUGCGACCGAUCAUCAGUUGGUGGCCAAGUGCAUACCCUGUCCCUGCAAUGGGCAUUCGAACUCGUGCGAUUUGCAAAGCGGCGGCUGUGGCAACUGUAUGCACAACACCUAUGGCGAGCGUUGCGAGCGCUGCAAAGUCGGCUACUAUGGCAAUCCGCUGCAAGGUAACGAACAUGACUGCAGACGCUGCGCUUGUCCCCUGCUGUCUGAUAGCAACAACUUUUCGCCCAGUUGUCAGCUGAAGACUUACAGCAUCAUGGAUCUGAACCCAAUGUACGGUGUGGUGGAAAAUUCCGAGUACAUUUGCACGCAAUGCCCGCCCGGCUACACUGGUGACCACUGUGAAAUGUGCGACGAUGGCUACUUUGGAAAUCCAACCGAGGUGGGUUCACAGUGCCGGUCAUGCAAUUGUGAUGCCGGGCCAUGCGAUGUAUUCACCGGACAAUGCAUCAUAUGCGACGGCAACACCGAGGGCUGGCGUUGUGAGCGCUGCAAACUUGGCUACUGGGGUGAUCCUUCCGUGGGAUGUGAACCCUGCGAUUGCUAUGCUGAUGGCUCGGAUAGUGAUUUCUGUGAUAGUACGAACGGUCAGUGUUUGUGUAAACCGCGUUUCGCCGGUCAAAAGUGUGACGAAUGUGAUGCGGGUUUCGCGAAUGUCGACUUGAAGUGUUUACCGUGUAAUUGUGAUCCUCUUGGCGCUGAGGACGUGGACUAUUGUGAUCCCGAUAGUGGGCAGUGUCAGUGUAAACCCGGUGUAACAGGUCUCAAAUGCGAUGAAUGUGCUGACGGACAUUUCGGACUGAAAGAGGAAUCAGAAGGAUGUGAGGAGUGCCAGUGCAGCCCGAUCGGCGCCAUUGCUGCCUCAUGUGACAAGCGUACCGGUCAAUGCGCCUGUCUGGCCAAUGUUACCGGCCGGCGUUGCGACAAAUGCAAAUCAGGUCAUUGGAACCUCACGCAAGGCGUCGGCUGCCAUGACUGUCGUUGCGAUCCAGCCGGUUCGCGCAGCCACGAAUGCAAUCCAUGGACGGGGCAAUGUGAUUGCAAGAUCGGUGUAGGCGGCCAACAUUGCAACGAGUGUACGGACGGUUUUUAUGGCUUCUCCACGGACGGCUGUCAGCGUUGUACGCAGUGCGCGGGCGAGGGACAGGUUUGUGAUCCGUUGAAUGGUCGCUGCAUCUGUCCGCCGAACAGUCGUGGGUUGGGUUGUGCGCAAUGUGUGGCCGGUACAUGGGGUUGGCAACCGCGUCUUGGUUGUCGCAAAUGUGCUUGCGAUCGUAUCGGUUCCAUCGGCCAGCUGUGUGAGCCGGCGCACGGACAAUGCCAGUGUCGCGAAGGCUAUGCCGGACGGCAGUGUGACACGUGUGCCAUUGGUUACUUUGGUUAUCCGGAGUGCAGGCGUUGCAAUUGCAAUGUAGAUGGUUCGUUUGUGCACGCAGAUGGCUCGAUUACCUGCGAUGCGAACGGGCAGUGUCCGUGCAAGACACUGGUGGUUGGACUCAAAUGUGACACGUGCAUGAAAUCGACCUUUGGUCUGUCGGCGCUCAACCCGGAAGGUUGUACACGUUGCUUCUGCUUUGGCCGUUCGAGCGAGUGUGAGCAAAGCGAAUGGUCGUGGGGACACAUACGCAUGGCGGAGGCACGCAAUCUGAGCGUGCAGUACAUACAACCACAGUACGUUACGAAUACGGAGUAUGAGUAUAUUGUAGUGGUACAGAUGGCGGGCGCAAAGAGUUAUCGCGAGGAUGCUGAAAUACACCUGCUUAACGAUCUGAAUUUGAUACCGCGUUCUACGGGCAACGUGUCGAUUGGCGCCUACACGAACUUCUAUCAUCCACUCUACUUUCAACUGCCACCGCAAUUCUAUGGCGAUCGCACCAGCAGCUAUGGUGGUUACUUGUACUUUACGCUGUUCAUUGAGGGCGCCAACCGACCGCUGGAGCGCAAGGUGCUCUCACGCUUUCCGUUGGUGCAAAUACAUUCGCACAAGAAGUUGGUGCUCGACUAUUACGAAUAUGAGAAUUAUGAGUAUGCGCUGAAUGUGACCUACAAAGUGCCGCUGCAUGAGUCCGAGUGGAAGUAUCAUCACAACAAUCAGCCAGUGGAUCGCGCUACCUUGAUGGCGGCCCUGCAGAAUGUGAGGCAUAUUUUUGUGCGCGCUUCGGCUUUCGCGGACUUCACGGAAGUAGUUCUCUUCAACGUCCACAUGGACUCAGCAAUUUACGUCUACGGCUCUACGAAUAUGAUAGCUAAAGGCGUAGAACAAUGCAAAUGCACGAAACGUUAUGAUGGACUCUCGUGUCAGGAUCCUGGAAAAGGCUACUACCGUUUUCGCAAUGUCACUGAAAUUGAGACUGUAUUCAUAGAGGAUCUCAUCGGACGUGUUGUGCCAUGCCAUUGUAAUGGACGCAGUAAUGAAUGCGAUCGUGAGACGGGUGUAUGUUUGAAUUGUCGCGAUAAUACAGGCGGUGGUCACUGCGAACAAUGCGCUGAGGGCUAUUAUGGUGAUCCCAACUCCCCAUAUGGCUGUCAGGCGUGCCCCUGCCCAGAGACAAGUCGGAACUUCGCCAAAGGCUGUAACGUUUGGCAAGGCGAGGUUAGUUGCAUUUGCAAACCCGGCUACACCGGCAAGCUGUGUGAUCGCUGCCGUCCUGGCUAUUAUGGCAAUCCACUUGCCUAUCCCAAUAGCACCUGUCAGCCAUGCAAUUGUAAUCUGGAUGGCGCUACUAAUGGUGAUUGCGAUAGUCAGACGGGGCAAUGCCAAUGUCGGCCGGGUGUGGCCGGUCUGAAAUGCGAUAGAUGCAUAGCAGAACGUAAUUAUUUAGAGGAACGCGGUUGUCGAAUUUGCGACAACUGCACACUGCUUCUAUUGGACUACAUCGAGCUGAUUGGCAAUAAACUUCGCCGCGGUUUGCACAAUAUGGAUCUCACUGGCAUACCAGCGCCCUAUCUGAAAGUUGAGGACUACGAGCGCGUCUAUAAUACGCUCCAAAUUCACUACGAAGACUACACAAAUGCGCGUAAGCUGCUCGGCAGCUAUGAUGCCAACGAGUUGCUAAAGAUCGACUCACACGCUGAGAAUAAUAAAUUUCAAUCGCGCAAAGCGCUAGCCACAGCGAGUAAGCGCAGGGAGUCUACUGCCGAACUACGCAACGAAGUCACAACUCUUUAUGUGGAUAUAGGUGCUUUGCGUUCCGAUAUUCUGAAAUAUAUUUUCACGCUCAACAACUAUGGCAAAAGUGAGCAGCACAUGAGCCUGCCGAUGGCUUUGGAUCAAGCACGCUUCUAUUUGGACUCAAUCAGACAGCACGAGGAGACCGUGAAUAGCAUACGCAAUUCCACGCAAUGCGCCUGGCAUUUUUACUAUCACUUUGGUAAUGCUUCGGAUGCGGCAUUCGAUCAGAAAGCUCGCGUUGAGAUGUUUUGGCGCCACUUGAAUCAAACGAAUUUUCGCAUAUCCGAUAUGCGACUGCACGCCGAUCGUACGGUAGAGAUGCAAAGCGAGAUCGAAGACACACUGGAGCAUGUGGUGAAUUUGCGCAAUCAUGUUGCGGAAGAUUAUACUAAAAUCAGGGAAGUUGGCGCUGAGGUAAUGGACUACUUAAAUGAGAGUUUGAUACCACGCACGGACAUUUUCAUUGAAGAAACCUGGGCGCAACAAGAGCAAUUGAGUGGUGUAACCGAUUCGAUUGAUAGGCUCUUCGAACAGUUGAAUAUUUCGUUGGGCGAUAAUGAGGGUAUGCAGCGUGAAGUACGCAAACAUUGGCUGCCAAAAGCGCAGAAGCAUGCAGACAGAUUGAUGGAGCGUUCGAAUGAGUACGCCAGACAAUUUCAGCCGACGAGAAAUGGUGCGAAAAUCGCAUUGUUGGCGAGCUCUGCGCACAAAAAUAUUUCCGAUGCCAUAGACGCUGCACGCCAAGCCUCUUUGGAAGCAAACGAACGCGUUUCGGAAGCGCAACGAAGGCUUUACCCCAACGACGGUAGCUCUAUGAUUGAACGUGCCAGGAUUUCACUUGACAGAUCCAAAAUGCUGCAAAAGGAAGCGCUGGACGAAAUGGAAAGCACGAAUGCCCUUAAGCAAAAGCUCAAAAUACACGAAGACAAAGUAGAAAGCAUAAAGGCAACGAUCUAUGAUGCGGGUACGCGCACCAACAAUGUCUCAGCACAUCUGCACGCCGCUGCCAACAACUCGGCGCGUAAGUUGGCUAUGGAGAGUAUGGAAAUGGCUAAGAACAUUAGCGAAGAAAUGCGUCACGAGCUGCAAAAAGCUAGACGCAUGCAUGAGGAGAUUUUGAAGUUGCGUGCAAAGUUUGCCAUCUUGGAACCGGAUUGGGAAAUAAAGCUAGGCAGAGCUGAGGAGAAUAUAUCGCUCACCAAAACCAAUAUUCGCUUAGCCAACAUUUCGCUCUCUUACGUGGAAGAGCAAUCACAAAAGGAGAAGGCGAAAUUCGAUGAAUGGAAUAAUACAAUGGCCAGCCAGGUGCAGGAAAUACGCGAUAAAAUCGCCAAAGCCCGACACGCAGCCGAGGGCAUCAAAAUUUCCUUGGAAUCACUCAAUCCAAAAUGCAUACGCACUUACCAACCUAACACCUAUGGGCUCACCACCUCGAAUACUAUUAAAAUAUCAUUUGCUUUGCCCAACCGUAAUGGCAACUCGCCACUGUUGCACAUACAGGGCAGUGAUGGCCGCUACAUUGCACUGGAACUCUAUAAGCGGCACGUGCGUUUACUUUGGAAUCUUGGCGGCACCACCACCAUCAUAACACAUCCAUUGGAAGUGCAAACGCGUGAUCCUAAAUAUGAUGACGCCUGGUACCACGUAGAAGCGAAUCGCACGCUUAAUAUCGGCAGCCUUUUGGUGCGUCGCAUGAACAACUAUGGGUCGCUUGUGCCUGGACAAACGGUCACUGGCAACACAGACGCUGCCUACACGCGUUUCUUCCAAACGCACAACGAACGCAUAUAUCUUGGCGGAUAUCCGAGUGAUAUGUCACAGAAGGAGAUGCAACAAAGCGCCGGACUCAAUGUGGUUGUGCACAAUGUGGAGGUAGAUAAUCGGCCGCUGGGUAUAUGGAACUUCAUAACGAGCGAGGGACGUUGUGGUGGUGCAAUUAUCGGCGCGCGAGAAUCAACGUCGAUCUCGAUAGCGCGUCACUUUAAUGGUCUGGGGUACGCUGAGGUGAAAAAGUCGCGGCUGCGAUCGUAUAGAAUGAAUUUGUUCGCGGUACAAAUGACCUUUAAGACGCUGGACGAGAAUGCACUACUAUUUUUGGCGGUUGAUGACAAGAAUAAUCGCUCCGUCUCAGUGACGCUCAGUCGUGGUCGCAUUAUGUUCCGCAUUGACUACGGCGACGAAUCGAAGUUGGAAAUAAAUACCACCAACAAGUACAACACCGGCAAAUGGGUUAAGAUUGAGGCAGCGCGCGAGUUCGUGCCCAAGCGCGGCACCGAAAAUGGCAUAUUGCGCGUGAACAAUGAGCGUGCCAUAACCGGCUCACCAACUGUGCCCAUCAAGAGUCACAUGUUACCCGAUUUGUCCAAACCCGUCUACUAUUUGGGUGGCGUGCCACCAGGCUUCAAAUCGGGCACUUCUAAGGCGCCUGGCGCGGACAAUCCCUUCUUGGGCUGCAUGAAAGACGUGCAAGUCAACAGAGAAACCUACGAUCCGCUCGGCAGCUCCUCACACUUCGGCGUAGAGGCGUCCUGCAAAGAAAUAAUUACGAAAGCCGGCUUCACAGGUCAGGGCUACAUCGAAUUACCCUCACAAUCGCUACGCAAGCGUGCCAAUACUGGUUUUGUCUUCCGCACUCUACAGCCCGAUUGCUUGCUGUUACUCUCUGCCUAUCCGCCGGAAGUUGCUGAAGACUACGACGACAAAGACAUCAAAGGCAACUAUUCGAUUAGUUUAAUCGAUGGCCACCUACAAGUAUGGAUCAAUUCUGGGCGCAGUCUUUUGAAAAUAAUUUCAAAUAACACACUAAACGAUGGUGAAUUCCAUGUGGUGAAUUUGAUAAAAACUGGUCGCAAAUUUGAAUUGAUAGUCGAUGAUGAAUUGCAAGAUACAAAGAUUUUGUCGGGCGCGCCCACAAUUGUCAGCAUGCCGCGUGAUGCUGGUGGCCUGUAUAUUGGUGGUGCACCACCCUAUGAGGAAUUUACGCCAUUGGCGCCGACAUUUAUCAAAUUGGAGGGCGCUAUUCGUGAUGUGGUUUUCAAUAACCACACCGUCAAUUUAAAUCAGGCAGUUGCGUUUUCGAAUGUGCAAAUCGGACGAAAUGGUCCACCUAUGGGCACAGUAAAUGGACUGAUCGAUGUACUGCUAAAGACUGAACCAAUGAUUGGAAAGAGUUUUACCGCAUCGCCAGAGGGUUGUUUGAGGGUCGGCAGCUAUUCGUACGAGCCGAGCGCCUUCAAAUUUGGCGAUAUCUCGCACAGUUACGCCCAACUGCAAGUGCCACAGCGUAAUUUCUGGCAACGUAAUUUCUACAUUUCUUUCGAUUUUCGUUCCUUCUACCCGAACGGUUUGAUUUUCCUAGCACCGGGCUCCAAGGAGAAACACAAGCACUAUGUGGCGCUCCUACUCAAAAAUGGUCAGCUGUUGCUGAUUGUGCGCGGUCGUCGACGUGAAGAAUUAAAAUUGACAGCCAAAUUGGACGAUGGCGAAUGGCAUCAUGUGACGAUUUUGUGUCAGGAACGCAAAGUUACCAUGUCUGUGGAGAUUGGUCAGACAGAUCAGAAGACAUCAGCACAAAUGAAGGUGCCAAAGAAGAUUGCCGCCACGAAUGUGGUCUACGUUGGUGGUUUGCCGGAGAAGGUGCCAAAGCUGCCAUCGGAAUUGUUGCAACGAUUAGAGCCAUUCAAGGGCUGCCUGCGACGCAUGAGCAUCAAUAAUAGUACACAAGAUCUGGCGAGGCCUGGUAAACAUCAGCAUGUUGGACAAUGCUUUCCGAAAGUGGAGAAAGGAUCUUAUUUUCCCGGUGAUGCCUAUGCGAUUUAUAAACGCAAUUUCCAUGUUGGCAAAUACUUGGAAUUCGAGCUGGAUUUUCGCACCUCAGAACUGUUCGGUGUGCUACUGAGCAUCUCAGAGCCGUCAGGUUUUCCAGCGUUAUCGCUCGAGCUCAAUAAUGGCAAUAUCAUCUUCUCAACCGAUCUUGGAGAUGGUAUGCCUUUCCGUGUACAAUCAAAACUGCCCAGCAAGUAUGCAUUAUGCGAUAAUAAAUGGCAUAACAUAUCGGCGCUAUACGAUUACGAACAUAUCACAUUACGCAUCGAUCAGAUGGCGAACACAAAGGCGAGAUCAGCACAGCAACGCAGCAAUAGUAGAGUACAAACUAAGUCAGCGCUGUAUAUAGGCGGUAUACCAGAAAUCGCGCCCACUGGCACGCUGCUGACGCGCGAAAAUUUCAAAGGCUGCAUACGCAAUGUGUCCAUACGACAGGAGAGACGCGAUUGGGUCGAUAUGGAUGAGUUGCAUAAUGUGCUGCUGAGUGAAUGUCUGGUCACAGGAGUGGAGCCAUGAUUACUUAGUGAGGAUGCAACUGUGGAUGUGCCUUAAAGCAUUGUAGAUAUGUACAGUUUUCCUGCCUGUCGUGAUAUAAGAUAAUGUCUACAAAAGCUAACCCACUCUAGACGGUCUUCGAAUUGGUGCAAAAAGGACGCAUAGAGUCAUAAUUGUGUUUAUUUCUUUUGUAAAGAAGUCAUUAUGAGUGUCUCCUAACAGCCAAUUUAAGUUUAUUCGCCUGGCAAGUAGAUAAAAAAUUUAUGAACCGAUUAAAAAUAGUACAAACGAGUUGCAAUCAGUAGCAUCUUAGCCUUGGAGAAUAGAGUUGGAAGCCAUUUGUUAGUUAUUGAACGCGGUCUAAAACUAAUGCAAAAUGAAAAAGUUCUACGCCUGUAGACAAUUCGUUAAACUAUGGAUUGAAUGCUAUACGAGCAUACUAGCUACUAUUUAUUGUGAUUUGUAAUUUACUUUAAUACUGGAAAGCGGUUGUAACGGCAACGGUAGUAAUAAGAAGCGAAUUUCUAGAGUUUAUAUUUUGUUAAUUGUCGAUAAAAUACGAACGACACUGCCAUAAUGCAUUUACGCUUACGAACACGCUAUCUAUUGAAACUUAAAACUUUGUUUAAGAAUGAAAAAUGGCCAAAACAGGAACCUUAACGACAGUGCAUUACAACUGGAAUAUAUGUAUUUGAAGAUUCUAACGUGAGUUCUUAAAUAUAUUUAAACAAGUGAUAAGCGCAAAAUGUCUACAUCGAAUUCGACUUGAUUUACAUACACAUGCACUAGCGUGCUUCUUAAAAUGUCUUAAAAUCUAAAUUUUGUAUGCGACACCUCUACGUAUAAAUUAAAGGCAUCCACGAAAAUUUCUAAAGUUUAUAAUAUUUUUUAGGUGUCGCUGCCAGGGAAUGAAAAUAUUGAAAUUCUACAAUUUGACAUAUUUUGUUGCCAUAGAAAAAAUUUAAGAAUGCGUGUUGAGCUCAGGAACUCCAUAUUAAUUCUACUCAUGGAUGCAUCAUACAAUAUUCAGCUCCAAAGACUAUCAUUUGUUUAAAUUUUUCGAAAGAAAUGCAGCAUUUUUCUAAAUUAGAAAUAACACUGGAUUACAAAUAAUUAUAAUGAAACUUCCGGAGCUCAAAAGGGAUUUUUUUUUUUAAUUUUUUCAAUGGUAACAAAAUAUGUCAAAUUUGUCAAAUUUUAAUGUU